This is a messenger RNA of Pogonomyrmex barbatus (red harvester ant), 7173 nucleotides long. RefSeq lists its product as uncharacterized. Lineage: Eukaryota; Metazoa; Arthropoda; Insecta; Hymenoptera; Formicidae. The record is from RefSeq and is a predicted model, not a curated record.
AUGGAACAUGAGAAAGAGACAGCACUUGAUUCGGAAAUGGAAAAAACAAGAUUAUUCGGGGCAAAGAUAAGGCAAUUUGCCGAAGAGUACAGUAAGAUUAUUUCGGCCGAGUCUAUCGGAGAAGUCACGAACGAUGUCGAAAUGGUUGAAAAUAAUCUGUCAAACAGUGAUGAGUUUGAUGAAAAUUUGGAGGAAGAAUAUCGAAACUUGAACGAUAUUCUCGGUUUACCAAAUGAUACUUAUUCCCUUACUAAAAUUAAAGCUGAGUUACCUUCUCCCGUCAAGUAUGGCAUCCGUUCGGGAUUGAUUCACUUAAAUAUGUCACAAUUCUCACCGCUAUCCAGAGGUUAUCAGGGUGGCGCUAUAGCGAUUGCAGCUUUUGCCACGACCGCGAUUCGCAAAUCUCGCUUUUGGAAUGAGGCGGUGAUCGAUCAAAUCGUUGAGGACGGCGAUACUUUUUACUGCGAGUCCUACGAAGACGUGGAAACCAGCGAUCGUCGAACAAUGUCCAUCCUCGACUUGAAAAGGACUCUUUUUCUUCAGGAAAAAUUUAAUGUGAGAGUCAAGAUCGAAGAUCCGGCGUACGUGGGAAAAUUUCGUUCGCACAAUCCAACGGAACUUCAUCUGGCGAAGGCGUUGGAGUUGUUUUUCGAGCGGCACAACGCCGGGAUAUUGACAUCACCGGUGCUCAAUAUAGCUAUCUGGAAAGACUCGAAGUACUACUAUAUUUUUGACGGUCAAGCACGACAAGCAUGCGGCCAGACAGCGGCCGAUGGGAUCAGCGGAUCAGCCAAGCUGUUUCUCGUGAAGGACUUGAUAGGGGUGCUGUUCAUUAUCCUUGAGAAGAGUAAUGUGCGAAACGAGCCCUUUGUGAUUUAUGCCAUAUUCAUCGACGAUGUCGAGACGGUUUUUCCGGAAGAACUCGAGGAGGCUGCGAAAACGCUCGGACUGCCGCAAAGAAGACCGAGCGGUUAUAAAAUUCCUCGAAAACAUCGGGCCUUGAUACACGGCUCUUAUCAUCUGACUCAUCCCGCCAUACUGGAAGCUCUGCGAGGUAAAGGACAUCUGAUUCUCGCCGUGGCGGCAUUGAUAUAUUCCCGGCUGAUCAGUGCCGACAAGUGGACGACCGCUUUGCUCGAUCUGAUCUUCAAUCAGUCCAACAUCUACCUGAUCGAUCUGGCCAGAGUUCUAAACAAAAAGCUCGACGAUGAGUUCGAGCUUCGGUUGGAGGACUUGAUGAGCGACAUUAUUCUCGGGGUGUAUUCCGCUAAGGUGAAAGUCGACGCGAAUGUGAUGCCGACUAACGCGCAGAAGGAUAAUAUUACUAUCGACAGUGGCAUAAAAGAAUUCUUUGAAACGCGGGAAAUCGGAGUGCUCGAGAUCAAGAACAUUUUUUAUGCGAUCUGGAAGGACGGUAACGCAUACUACUUUCUCGACCCGUUUGCUUGUGAUGACGAGGGCUUCAGGGUCGAUCGUAAUAACGAAGAACACAGGACAGGUGAUAAUAACAGAAAUGCUGCCUGCGUAACAAUGAAUACCACCAUGGACGGAAUGGUGGAGAUAAUACUGGGAAAUACCAACAGUAAGGACAAGGAUGCUUACCUGAUACAUGGAGUCAAGGUGCUUUAUGUCAAGACCGGAGGUCUCACGCCAGACGGACCACUUGAGAAAGUAAUUUAUCGAGAAAGAGGUACAAACCGCAGGCCGCAGGCCCCAUUGCCACCGGCACCGACGGAUACGAUAAAAACGGAUUUGAUCGACGUAACGCCACGCUUACGACCAGAUUCGCGUAAAUUUGCAGAAGUGUUAACUCAAUAUCCAGAUAUUAUGAAGAACAUGGAUCGAUACAUGAUGACACUUGACGAGCCGGCUACUUUCGUACUUGCGUUACAGAAAGAUAAAAAAGUAAUGAAAGUAAAAGAGGAGGAAGAGGAACAUUUAAUAGGCUUUAUCAAAGGUUAUAGAAUGGUAAAUGCUCAUCGUCUCCUCCUCCGCGGGACUAAAAAUUGCUCGAACAAAUUAUUUAACGAGGAAUCACGUGGUAGACAAGGAUUAAUAGCCGCUUUGACUGCGUUGGCAUAUAGAAGAUUGAAGGAUCCGAUCCGUUGGCGAAAUAUAGACAUAGAUCAGAUUAUCGACGUUAGCAACAAAGCUUAUGAGCAGAUUAUAACUUGGAUUAAGCAAGGUCGACCGGAAUGGGAAGAAAUAGAAAUGGAGGAGGAGGAGGAGGAAGAGGAGGAGGAGGAGGAAGAAGAAGCUGAAGAAGAGGAAGAAGAAGAAGUUGAAGAAAUAGCACGCGUCCCGAGUCAUUUGGAUAUGUCUCUUUUGCCCUCCAAGUUGAAGUUAGCUGAGUACGAUGUUUUUUUCAAGACGAGAAUGAACAUCGCCGAUGGUUACGCAGAUCCUUUGGCUAAUCUUGCGGAAGCUCUCGAGCGUUAUUUUGAACGACAUACCGAGGUAGUGCUGGAAAAUAAAAGAUUGAUGUAUGCCAUUUGGAAGGAAGAUGAAAAAUUCUUUUUGUUUAAUUGUUACGGCGGCGAUUCAGAAGGAUGGCGUAUUUGGAAUAAUGCAGCUAGUUUCAUCGUUACGGACAGUCUCAACGAACUGGUUGAUCUUCUUUACGGUAUAUUAGAGUACAAUGAUCCGCGUUUUUCGCUUCAUUUCGUGGCUCUGGAAGCAAUACAACCAGAAAAAUACGUGUCACCUGUAGAAAUUGCGAUCCCAGACGAAUGGAUGACUGAAAAGUUCCGAACGAAGUUUUUACCAAUCACUGAUGACGAUUUAUUGAAACUCGAAGAAAAACAGCCGGAUGUCAUUGAAAUGGAGAUGGCAAAGAAACUUGUUGAUUACAAAGAAGAAGAGGAAGAAGAAGAGGAAGAAGAAGAAGAAGAAGAAGAGGAAGAGGGAGAAGAAGCAAAAGAAAAAGAAUGGAAAAUGCCAGAGAAACUUUUCACAAAUCCAUUGCUGGAAAUCAAAGAAUCUGCACAGUCCGAUGCACCUUAUCGUUUAAACUUAGCUCUCUUGACUUCUAUAGUGAAGAUUCAGCCGACUAAAGAAGAAUUGAGUUUGCCCGAGGGGAUAAUAAUGGAGAAAAUGAAGUACAAUCAUCCACCGCCAUAUGUGAUGCCUCCAAAGAAAGUGCUUUGUGUUUUGCUGGAAGCAAAAUUGGCGAACAAGUCGAUUCCUUCUCUCGUAUCAAGAUUUUCAAUUGAUUCAAGAUUGGAAAUUAAGAAAAGCGAUUUCCCUGCUGAUGUCGAAGCACCAACGACCGUGUCAUUGCUUCGAGAUGCGAAACUUUCUAAGAUGAUCAAGUUAUCUUUUGGAAAAUAUUUAUACUCGAGGUUGCUACCGAUACAUAUGAUUCCUCUAAGAGCUAUCGAUGAGAGUUAUAUCCAAGAUGAAGAACUAUCGGAAGAGAAAGAUGAUAGUGAAAUAGAAGUGACGCAGAAAACGAUAAUUACUGCGAAAGAUUUUGAUAAGAAAUCAGAUAUUUCAUCAUCAAAAGUUAUUGGUUUCAAAGUUCUGAAUGAAGAUAUAGAGAUAAUACGUGGUAAUUCAAGUUUAUCGGAUCGCACAAGAAGUGGAUUUCCUUAUUACAAAUCUUGUUACAUCUCGGCUAUAUUAUGCAUUUUGACCAAAAUCAUGCUGGACGCAGGUCGUUUUUGCGACACCACUUUGGAUCAAUUGAUUCUUCUCACUAAUGAGAUCGAUCAACAAAUUGGCAGAUUGCAAUACAAAGAUUGUAGAAUAUUUUAUAACAUAAAUAUCUUCAAUGCAAAUUUCAGCGUUAUUCUGAAAGAAAUGUUUUAUACUCGUCUCGAGGAUUCUGUAUCUAACAAGUUUGACAUGAUUCUCGAUAACUUUUUAAAACAGAAUCAGACUAUCAUAUUGGUACUAUCAAAUUGCGCCCACGCAAUUUGGAUGUCGGACGACAAGUUUUAUUUAUUCGAUCCUUAUCCUUGCGAUGAAAGUGGAAAAGCUAAUGAGGAAGGUUUCUGUUGUCUUAUGAGGUUUCGCGAUUUAAAAUCUAUGCUCGAUAGAAUUAAAGAAAACGCAGGCGAAAUUGUGGGAAAGCCUUUUCAUCUCUAUAUCAUGUUUAUUACUGACAUGGAAGUAAAAAAAUGUAAAUGGAAACGAAAGAAAGAUAUUAAAGGUCGCGUGAAGCUAGCAAAAGACUCAAAAAUUAGCGAAACAAAAAAAGAGGAUGUGACGACAUUAUUAGCCGAGGCGGAAACUCCUCUGAUCGAAUUAGCUGAGUGGGUUACUUCCGAUCCAGAAUUAGAGCCUCGUCGUGAUGUCGCGAUCGUCGGUUUCACGCCGAUGAGGCACUACGAAGCUUUCAUGUUGGAAGCGAUCGUUUUGGAGAACGACAUUACAACACCCACGUUAGCGCCGUUCAAGAAACCGUUGAGGAAACUCGAUAGUAGUUAUCAAGGUCAGGAGGAAACGACGGAGGCGCAACAAAGUUUAUCGCCCGAGAGAAUAUUUCGUAACCAUUCGUCCGUCGCGAUUCCCAUCGAUCUCUGCAUCAUGGCGUGGUCGUUGAUUCACGAUCCUACGUCUUGGUCAGAACGCACCGUCAAUGGCUUAAUCGAGGCUGCCGUCGAUUAUGCGUUUGAAAACGUGUUGGCAAGCGAGGACACUUCCGUGAGCGACAUGAUCGACGCGUUACUGCCGGAUUUCGAGAUAGCGAAUUAUGCGUUUCACGUGGUGCUCGCGCCGUUGCAUUACGGAACUCUGUACACCACGGAGGGGUGGAACCUCGCGGCGACUCUGAAGAAGAUAUUCGAGACAACGAUCUACACCGGUGCUAUCAUCGCUUGCCGUUAUGCUCACGUGGGCGUUACAAAACGGAAUAAAAACUACUUUGCCUGGUGGACGGUCACAGGAACGAAGAACUUGAGAAUGAUCAUGUCCAGCGAUCUGAGCGAUUUCCUCAAGUUAAUCGUCAAGGUGAUCGACGAACCGCAGGAGAUUAAAUUUGCCGUGAGGGCGGUUACCAUAUCCUACAGUCGAAAAAUGGCGCCGGAUUAUAGGGAUAUCAAGGAUCUUCACGAGCCGAUGGUGACGACGACGUCUUUGGCAGAGAUUCACCGAAGGGAGCUUCCGGAGUCUUACGACGUUGAAACGAUAUUUAAACCCAUCAGUCUGGCACCGAAACCGAUUUUCGUACUCGGAACUGUAGCUCUUCGUGACCGGGAUAGCCUACAGGAACCGCGAGCAAAACGUUGUUACUUUGUCGCGUUAUUGACGACAGUGAUAAAAAGAGACAUUGUUCAGUCUCCACUUCCGGGAAUGAUCGACAAGGUUCUUGAAGUGGCGGAAAACUUGUAUAGGAGAUUCUCUGAACCGAAAUUUCACGCGGAGCAUGUCUUACGAAAUGUUCCAUUAAUGAACAGGUUCUUUGGUCUUCGAGAUUGUGCCACACCCUUAAUUAUACUGACGACAAACUGUCAAACUGGCAGAAACGAUUUUUACUUACAAGUGAAAAAGCAUCUGAAACGUUACUUUAAAAUGCACACAAGCGGUAUAUUGCACUUCACAAAUUGCUGCUACGGCUUUUGGUUCUCGAGAGCAACUAACUGCUAUUACUAUCUCGAUCCCUAUCAGUGUGAUGCAGAAGGUAGAAAAUCUGCCAAUGGCAACGCUUGCCUGUGCAUCUUCUCUUCCGUGCAUCAAAUGGCAAAGCACAUGUGCCUCAAUCAAUACGAAGGCACAACCGGCUUCUUUCUUCAUAGAAUUUACAUAAUUUCUAUCAAUACAUCGCCGUUCGAGGAUGGCUUCCAGGAGGAUCCGAUGUGGGUUUACUUAGACUAUCAUUGGAACUUCACGUAUUCAAUUGUGAGGCCGUGUAAGAAAGUAAAAAGUAGCAAUAGUAGGUCCAAUCCCUUGAAAAUUACUCGGCAAUUCUGGAACAAUUAUACUAUUGAAGUGAUUGGUCUGGUUUAUUCUGUUUGUGGCACGAUCGGCACGUAUGACCGUCGCUUCGGCGAAAGAGCCGGAAAAAAUCGCGUCGCUAUAUGCGUGGCCGUCCUGGCAAUGCAGAACAUCUGUCAUCCUUCGCGGUGGAGUCCGGCCAUCUUGAACUCGGCCGUGAUUUGCGGGGACCUUUACUACACGGAUAGUCUGAAGAAAAAUGUUACGCGAAGGUGCUCGAAGGUGGAAGACAGAUUCAACUUGCGGACCUCCCUCAGAAUAUUUCCACACUCGUGGACCGUAAAUUUCGGCACGAGUGUGUGCGGGAUUCUGUACGGCGAUAAAAACAGAUUAACGCUAACUGACGCGUUAAGGUCGGCCUUCGAGGAAGCACGCAACAUUAUUAUCGAGUGCAACGGGAUCACCUUGGCUGCAUUGGCGGCCAAGGACGCUUAUUACAUCGCCGAUCCCUGCUGGAUCGGCCCGCCGUUGUUCGCGAAGGAUCGCGGCGCGAUCUACGUCUUACGUUGCAAACACAUGGACAUUCUAAUAUAUGCGAUCACGAAGAUGCUCGAUACCAAUCGGAGGCUCGGUGUACGCGUCACGCCGGUGAACUUCGCAUUCGAUCAAGAUUUCGACGCGGAUUCUAAAUUCUGCGUCGCGAGAAGAAAGAUCUUGCCAAGAUCUUUGCGAAAAGUUCCGGAGAGAAUGGAAGAUCCUGUCACGCCUAUUCCCGGAAUGGUCGCCGAUAAGGAUUCCUACCUGCAGUAUCGACGACAUCUCGCCCAGGGUGUCACUGGGGAGUUCCAGCUGGAAAGUUUCCAACUUCAUCGUGCGGAACUGAAUCCCGAAAUUGCAAAUAAUACGAUCGUGAGCACCAAAUGGCGUUUGAAUCACGGUCGAGUGCGUCCCCGGAAAAAACCUCCCUUGGAUCCUAUCGAGACAACGGACGAUUCGUUGGAAUACACCGAUUCUGCAACUGAUUUGGUACAUCGUUCGCGAAUUUUCGACACGGAUUCAAUUACCGCAAGCGACCAUUAUUCAAGACCAAUUGACUUUGCCAGCAACGCUUCUCCAUCUGGAAUAGAAUCACUCGAGAGCGUCAGCAGAGCGUCGUAACUUCAUCAGAAAGUCGUGUAAAUUUUGAUAAGUAUUGAAAUGUUGCUGAAAUAUUUUAAAAUAUUUACGGUAACCAUUGAUCAAAAGAUCUCUUAAGCGUUGUUAAAAAAAAAAAGAAAGUAUUCCGAGAGCUUCUAG